Cebus imitator (Panamanian white-faced capuchin) is the source of this 6874-nucleotide messenger RNA. It is a transcript of the gene BMPR2, whose product is annotated as bone morphogenetic protein receptor type 2. Lineage: Eukaryota; Metazoa; Chordata; Mammalia; Primates; Cebidae. Gene Ontology annotation, molecular function: transforming growth factor beta receptor activity; ATP binding. Gene Ontology annotation, biological process: BMP signaling pathway; protein phosphorylation; cellular response to growth factor stimulus. Bases 1244 to 4213 code for a protein of 989 amino acids. The transcript is spliced from 13 exons. Gene Ontology annotation, cellular component: plasma membrane; signaling receptor complex. The record is from RefSeq and is a predicted model, not a curated record.
CGCUGCACCACAGGCCAGAGACAGACUGGGCCGGGAAGAGCUGGAGACUGAGGAGGAGGCGGAGGCGGCGGCAGAGGCGGGGCGACUCCAGUGACCGGGAGCGCCGCAGACUGGCAGCUGCGGCGACUCCCCCCUUUGUGUCUGGUCUGCUCGGAGCCACUGGAAGUGCUUCCCGGAGGGGCGCAGGGUGUCUCGCCUCCUUGCUGCCCACCCCCUUCCCCGGCUGCCUUCCUCCGCCCUCCCGCCGCCCCCCGCCCUCGGCCCGCGACGCCCGAGCUCCGCCGGGAGCCCAGAGCUGCGGGAGAACGAGGCGGCGGCGGCGGCGGCGGCGGCGGCUUCCUCGGGGGGUUGUGAUUCUCCCACAGGAGCCAUUGACUGGAGAAGACAAGGCUUUCAUGGUGGAAUUUACCUCAGGCAAGAUCGAGCCGCCGGAAUAAAAAGCGAGGAAGGGAAGGGAGCACCGCUGGGAGGACUAGAAGGGGCAGCCUCUUGCACCCCCUCCGCUCGCCGUCUCGGGGAGCUCGAGCCCGGGCCGCGACCCCUCCCCUCCCCCGCUCCCACCUCCCUUCAGCCCUCGCCAGGGCCUUUCCGACCCUCGCACGAUUGUUCCGCAAAGGCGUGGGGACUGUGGGCUUGUCCAUGGAGGCAGGCACUUUUUUCGAUUCAGUCGAGGAAGAGGAUUUGUUCUCGAAAUCACAGUGAGGGAAGCACCGAAGCGAAACUUAAGGAAUCCUGCCUUCCUGGAGCCGCUGGCGAUGCGACUGGGUCCGCCGGGCGCCGCCGCCGCCCGCCCGGCUUCGCCCUUCCUGGCAGUCGGGAACUAGUUCUGAACUCGUCCCCCGGCCUCGGAUCGAUCCCCGCCCUCCGCACCGUGGAUAUGUUUUCUCCCAGACCUGGAUAUUUUUUUGAUAUUGUGAAACUACGAGGGAAAUAACUUGGGUGAUUUCGUCUUGGAUCCCUGCUUUCCCCACGGACAUGCCUUCAGUUUGGAUGGCUGCAGCACCCCAUCCGAGGCGAAGGAACCCCCCCCAGCCGCGAGGGAGAGAAAUGAAGGGAAUUUCUGCAGCGGCAUGAAAGCUCUGCAGCUAGGUCCUCUCAUCUGCCAUUUGUCCUUUCAAACUGCAUUGUGAUACGGGCACGAUCAGUCCACGGGAGAGGAGACGAACCUCCCGGCUGUUUCUCCGCGGGUAUCCACUUCCCGUAUUUCUUUUCUUUGCUCUCCUGCUUCUUGGCUGGCCCAGGGAUGACUUCCUCGCUGCAGCGGCCCUGGCGGGUGCCCUGGCUACCAUGGACCAUCCUGCUGGUCAGCGCUGCGGCCGCUUCGCAGAAUCAAGAACGGCUAUGUGCAUUUAAAGAUCCAUAUCAGCAAGACCUUGGGAUAGGUGAGAGUCGAAUCUCUCAUGAAAAUGGAACAAUAUUAUGCUCAAAAGGUAGCACCUGCUAUGGCCUUUGGGAGAAAUCAAAAGGGGACAUCAAUCUUGUAAAACAAGGAUGUUGGUCUCACAUUGGGGAUCCCCAAGAGUGUCACUAUGAAGAAUGUGUAGUAACUACCACUCCUCCCUCAAUUCAAAAUGGAACAUACCGUUUCUGCUGUUGUAGCACAGAUUUAUGUAAUGUCAACUUUACUGAGAAUUUUCCACCUCCUGACACAACACCACUUAGUCCACCUCAUUCAUUUAACCGAGAUGAGACAAUAAUCAUUGCUUUGACAUCAGUCUCUGUGUUAGCUGUUUUGAUAGUUGCCUUAUGGUUUGGAUACAGAAUGUUGACAGGAGACCGUAAACAAGGUCUUCACAGUAUGAACAUGAUGGAGGCAGCAGCAUCCGAACCCUCUCUUGACCUAGAUAAUCUGAAACUGUUGGAGGUAAGUUUGCUUUCGUUGGAUCUUCAUGGACUCCUAGCCUAUUUGCAAAUUCUUUAUAAGGAUGCUAACUUACCUCUUCAUGUUAAAGGAUCUUUAUGCAAGUAUUUAAGUCUCCACACAAGUGACUGGGUAAGCUCUUGCCGUCUUGCUCAUUCUGUGACCAGAGGACUGGCCUAUCUUCACACAGAAUUACCACGAGGAGACCAUUAUAAACCUGCAAUUUCCCAUCGAGAUUUAAACAGCAGAAAUGUUCUAGUGAAAAAUGAUGGAACCUGUGUUAUUAGUGACUUUGGAUUGUCCAUGAGGCUAACUGGAAAUAGACUAGUGCGCCCAGGGGAAGAAGAUAAUGCAGCCAUAAGUGAGGUUGGCACUAUCAGAUAUAUGGCACCAGAAGUGCUAGAAGGAGCUGUGAACUUGAGGGACUGUGAAUCAGCUUUGAAACAAGUAGACAUGUAUGCUCUUGGACUAAUCUAUUGGGAGAUAUUUAUGAGAUGUACAGACCUCUUCCCAGGGGAAUCCGUACCAGAGUACCAGAUGGCUUUUCAGACAGAGGUUGGAAACCAUCCCACUUUCGAGGAUAUGCAGGUUCUUGUGUCUAGAGAAAAACAGAGACCCAAGUUCCCAGAAGCCUGGAAAGAAAAUAGCCUGGCAGUGAGGUCACUCAAGGAGACAAUCGAAGACUGUUGGGACCAGGAUGCAGAGGCUCGGCUUACUGCACAGUGUGCUGAGGAAAGGAUGGCUGAACUUAUGAUGAUUUGGGAAAGAAACAAAUCUGUGAGCCCAACAGUCAAUCCAAUGUCUACUGCUAUGCAGAAUGAACGCAACCUGUCACAUAAUAGGCGUGUGCCAAAAAUUGGUCCUUAUCCAGAUUAUUCUUCCUCCUCAUACAUUGAAGACUCUGUCCAUCACACUGACAGCAUUGUGAAGAAUAUUUCCUCUGAGCAUUCUAUGUCCAGCACACCUUUGACUAUAGGGGAAAAGAACCGAAAUUCAAUUAACUAUGAACGACAGCAAGCACAAGCUCGAAUCCCCAGCCCUGAAACAAGUGUCACUAGCCUCUCCACCAACACAACAACCACAAACACCACAGGCCUCACGCCAAGUACUGGCAUGACCACUAUAUCUGAGAUGCCAUACCCAGAUGAAACAAAUCUGCAUGCCACAAAUGUUGCACAAUCAAUUGGGCCAACCCCUGUCUGCUUACAGCUGACAGAAGAAGACUUGGAGACCAACAAACUAGACCCAAAAGAAGUUGAUAAGAACCUUAAGGAAAGCUCUGAUGAGAAUCUGAUGGAGCACUCUCUUAAACAGUUCAGUGGGCCAGACCCACUGAGCAGUACUAGUUCUAGCCUGCUUUACCCACUCAUAAAACUUGCAGUAGAAGCAACUGGACAGCAGGACUUCACACAGGCUGCAAAUGGCCAAGCAUGUUUAAUUCCUGAUGUUCUGCCUACUCAGAUCUAUCCCCUCCCCAAGCAACAGAACCUUCCCAAGAGACCUACUAGUUUGCCUUUAAACACCAAAAAUUCAACAAAGGAGCCCCGGUUAAAAUUUGGCAGCAAGCACAAAUCAAACUUGAAACAAGUAGAAACUGGAGUUGCAAAGAUGAAUACAAUCAAUGCAGCAGAACCUCAUGUGGUGACAGUCACCAUGAAUGGUGUGGCAGGUAGAAACCACAGUGUUAACUCCCAUGCUGCUACAACCCAAUAUGCCAAUGGGACAGUACCAUCUGGCCAAACAACCAACAUAGUGACACAUAGGGCCCAAGAAAUGCUGCAGAAUCAGUUUAUCAGUGAGGAUACCCGGCUGAAUAUUAAUUCCAGUCCUGAUGAGCAUGAGCCUUUACUGAGACGAGAGCAACAAGCUGGCCACGAUGAAGGUGUUCUGGAUCGUCUUGUGGACAGGAGGGAACGGCCACUAGAAGGUGGCCGAACUAAUUCCAAUAACAACAACAGCAAUCCAUGUUCAGAACAAGAUGUUCUUACACAGGGUGUUCCAAGCACAGCAGCAGAUCCUGGGCCAUCAAAGCCCAGAAGAGCACAGAGGCCUAAUUCUCUGGAUCUUUCAGCCACAAAUGUCCUGGAUGGCAGCAGUAUACAGAGUGAGUCAACACAAGAUGGCAAAUCAGGAUCAGGUGAAAAGAUCAAGAAACGUGUGAAAACUCCCUAUUCUCUUAAGCGGUGGCGUCCCUCCACCUGGGUCAUCUCCACUGAAUCACUGGACUGUGAAGUCAACAACAAUGGCAGUAACAGGGCAGUUCAUUCCAAAUCCAGCACUGCUGUUUACCUUGCAGAAGGAGGCACUGCCACAACCAUGGUGUCUAAAGAUAUAGGAAUGAACUGUCUGUGAAAUGUUUUCAAGCCUAUGGAGUGAAAUUAUUUUUUGCAUCAUUUAAACAUGCAGAAGACGUUUAAAAAAAAAAACAAAAAAACUGCUUUAUCCUCCUGUCACCACCCCCUCCCACCCCUGCAACAAGGACUUGCUUUAAAUAGAUUUCAGCUAUGCAGAAAAAUUUAGCUUAUGCUUCCAUAUUUUUAAAUUUUGUUUUUUAAGUUUUGCACUUUUGUUUAGUCUCGCUAAAGUUAUAUUUGUCUGUUACGACCACAGAGUUAUAUGUGUGUGUAUCAAAAGUGGUCUCAAAAUAUUUUUUUAAGAAAAAAAGCAAAAACAAUGUAUUGCUGAUAAUCAGUUUGGACCAGUUUCUUAAGGUCAUUAAAACAGAAGCGAAUUAAGACAGGUUUGAGUACAGUGGUGUCUGGUAUCCAUGUUUUCUUUCUGGGCACAAGCUAGUUUUUUAUGUUGAUGUGUUCCUGAACAUAUUAUCUGUUGGACAUCUUUCUCUUGUGUUUUGUUUGAAUGUGCAAUAGUUUAUAGGCCACAAGUAAGCAUUCUUGUAAGCUCUCUUCCUAAUAGGGCACAUAUUCUUCCAUAAUAUAAGCAUUUUUUCUGCCUCAUCUCCCAUACUUUUGUAGGUCAGUUCUAUGACAGUGAAUUUUGCACAGGAGAAGCAGCUACCUGAUUUCUCACUUUCUCCCUCCUUGUCAAGGAGAAUGCAGAAAUAUUGUCUUAAAGGGCUCUAAAGAAGGAACUACCAAAACCUGAUUUUAAAUGCCAUUACUUUUAACCUUCCAAAUCCUAAAUAUUUUCUUCCAGGCAUUUUAAUAAACAUAUUUGCUUCUGGUUUUGGGAGUUCAUAAAAGAGAAUAGAACAAAAUACAGGACAUCAAAUAUUAGCCAUUUCCCAUUUUAUUUUAUUUUUCUGUGUAUGCUCAUGUUCCAUGUUCAUUUAUUUAAGAAAUACAUUUUUAUUGGUAAGCUUAUAGAGCUAUACUUAUGAAAUUUUUAAGUAGGUAAAUAAAUAAUUAAGACAAAAUAGUGUUAUAGCCUUUAUUCUCUGAAUAGGUCAUCUUUGACUCAUAAAAUUACACUUACUGUUUAUUAUAACUUCAGAAGUAAUUUAUAGUUCUGAAUCUGUAGUAUCAUUUACUCUGUUCCUAAGCAAAGACUGGUGACUUUAUCUGAAAAUGAUUCCUCUUCACAUGACCUAAAACACUGUGUGGAAAAAUCAUUCAAGUGGCAUGCCAAAUCCCUAUGGAAGGAAGGGCUUCUGUCAAACCUACCAUUUUUGAGCAGACUGAGGCUAAACUUCUCUUUUGAGAAUUAUGUGUUAUCGUCUUUAAUUCUAUUUUCAUAAUUUUUCCUUUUGCCAGUUUUUCACAUUAUCUUCGAUAUGUGAGCAACAUUUACUAUUUUGACUUGAAAUCAUUGUUUUUUAAAGCUUCUCUUGCUUCUUUCAUUACUUAUAAUCUUCUCUAAAACAACCUCUACAUGUUUUUUUUUAAUAAAGCACUUUCUGUCAAAUAAGGGACUUUUUUCUAAACACAAAUUAUUUUCCAUCAAUUUGCAAACAAUGAUUUCACUUAAAAAAUUUUUUUAAAUUAUCAGAGUAGUUAGUAAAUGUCAUAUAGUUAAGUUCUAAGAUAUUUCCAGGGAUUAAAAGGUUAAGAGGAAAACACAAAUCACCAAAUUUCUGAUUUAGGUUUUUAUCUCCUGAACAAUAUUUUUCACUAUAUUCUUCUAUCUCAUCACUUAGCUAAAGACAGCCUGAAUUUCCCAAUUUUCUGUCCAAAAUACUUGUGAUUUACUUGUAUAUAAGCCUUCUGAUUUGCCGCGUGCCAUGAUCUUAGAAGUUAGUUGUUACUACACUUACCAUUUAUUCAGCUGGAUUGCUGAGAACAGUUCUGGAUUCUUAGAAUUAAGAUUAUUUUAUUAGUGCCCAGAAUUUCCACAUUUUGUGUUUUAUUGGCCCUUAUCUUCAGAUCUGUAACCGAUUUUCAGUCUUCUGGCAUAUAAUUUUUUUCACAGUUAUCCUUCUAUUAACAAAUUAUUUAUAUCUUUCCCAGUACAUUUUCACUUAGUUCUCUUGACCUUAAAUAUCUUUCAUAUGCAUUUUAGGAUAUUCUUUUCAAAUAUUUGUAGGACAACUUUGAAUCAAAAUAAAUUAUAUUCCUUCUCCAAUUUGAAGCAUUGAGGAUAAAUGACCAUUUGAGGCCUAACUGAUCUUUUCCUUCCAGGAGAAUUAUCUUACGUUCUGCUGUAUUUGUAUUUAGGCCAGUCUAUUGUAGGUUUUUCAACAUUUUCUACUAUUUGGAAAAUGAUAACAAAAGCCUUAGAAAAUUAAUAUGCCAGAUUAAAAUAACUGAAUAGUUUACUAUUUCAUUCAAGCAUGUUUAAAACAAAUAAUUUCCUUUCACCAGUUUUCUUAGUGGACUCUUGAAAAGUAGGAAAAGUGGAAAGUAUAUAUUAUUUUAAUAAAUUUUAAAUUAAAUUAUACAUCAGACUUAAAAUCUAUAAGAUACAAGCAAGCAACAUUAUUUUAAAUGACUUAAUUAUUUGCUAAUAUUCAUCUGAUAAUAAGUGUUUCUUAAAGUUGACAUUUAACUGCCAUCACAAAAUUUUACAUGUACAAAAGUGGGUCCUUUUGAAUAAAAGAUUAUUCAGCUAAAAAUA